This is a messenger RNA of Uncinocarpus reesii 1704, 2862 nucleotides long. RefSeq lists its product as uncharacterized. The record is from RefSeq and is a predicted model, not a curated record. The transcript has 2 exons. Gene Ontology annotation, cellular component: cell cortex of growing cell tip; actomyosin contractile ring. Bases 1 to 2862 code for a protein of 953 amino acids. Gene Ontology annotation, molecular function: MAP kinase scaffold activity. Lineage: Eukaryota; Fungi; Ascomycota; Eurotiomycetes; Onygenales; Onygenaceae.
AUGUCUACAAUUUCUAUGGAUGGAAGCGAAUGGUCCGGCAUCAAUCAGUACCAGUCCAGCGGCAAGUCGGAGCCUUCGCUGUCGCCGAACCCCCUGAGCCCCGGCGGCCUACCCACCCCGCCAGCGUCCGGCAGUUUGAUAUACAAUGCACUCGGGUCGAAUCCGCCCGAUAUGAACGGCCUCGCACCGCCGCAGCGCCGUAAUGGCCCAUCGCAGAACCCUUCGCCCCCCAGCUCCGUCGUGUCGGCCACCAGAUCGAGAGGGAGCGUCGGGACGCUGGCGGACCAUAAUAGCCAGAAAUACAAGCAGAUGGAGGAGCGGUUGUCACAGCACUAUGCAUUCUUAAAGAAUUUUCUUCAGAGAGGCAACGAAUACGAUUUGAACGAUGCCAGAGCGGCUAGGGCACGAGAGAAGUUAAAACGCCUGUCGCCGAUCCAGUUCUACGACUUGAGUACGGACGUUUAUGACGAACUACAACGGCGCCAGGCCGCUGCGGCUGCAAACCGCCCCGGCCCACCGCGUCCAGAGGUGCCACCGUAUUUACUUCCCGACCCAGAGAUCCACGCGAAGCGCAAUCAAGCGCGUCGAAGAUUAGCUACAUUAGGACCCCAAAGGUUUGGCGAGCUGGUGAUGGACGUAUUCUGCGAUCACGAGCGGAGGUUCCCACAUCUGGCGGCAGGGGAUAUGAGUCGCCAUGGGAGUCCAGCUCCAAGCCUGCGGAGCCGCUAUGGCCCAAGCCCCGUUCCUGGACCUAAUGGGAUGUCUCGGCCGCGGUCUUCAUCGCGAGGUCGUCCACCGGGCCCGGGGGGAAGAGGCUACCCGCCAGGCCCACCCGGCGGCCGGUUCCCUCCCAGGCAAGGAUCGUUGAGCCAAAACCCACCAACGGGCCUAGGAAUAAAUGGAGAGACAAUCCCGGAGAAUGCGCCGUAUCAGAAAUCGUUUCAGAGCAAUACGAUUGUGCCGAAUAAGAGCACGCUUGUUGAAGAUGACGAGAGUGCCACUUUUGAUGACGAUGACGGCGAGGAUAAUAGACGGAGCGACGCGUUUACUUUGGACAAGGUCUUGGAUAGUCGACGGGGUACCACGGCUACAAUUGGCGGAGGCUUUUCAGAAAAGGACAAUAAGAAGCUUGUAGAAGCUGAAGCUCAGGUAACGAAUUUACAAUCGAAAGUGGAGGAACUUGAAUCGUUAUUAGAAAAUAAGGAGAAGGAAAUUGAAGGUUUGCAAGAAAAUGCUGAAAAUAAAUUAAAAUCCGAAAAGAGACAAUGGGAAGAUCUCGAGAACGAGCUUACGAAUAAAUUGUCCGACGCCCAAAACUUGAACGAGUCGCUUCGAAACGAGCUUGAUAAUGCGCGACGAGAGCAACAAACAAUGGAAAGGGAGAUGCAAGAGCAUUUGGAACAACUGCGGUUGGAGCAACAACAGCUAGAGCAGCAACAGUCCCAGCGAGAAAAUGAAGUUUCGUCCGCUGCAGUCGUUGAUACUGAAGCUACGGAAUGGAAAACGCGGUUCCAAGAGCUCGAUAGGGAACACCAAGCUCUCAAAGCCGAAUUCCAACAGCAGCAAGAAAUUACGGAACAAGUGAGGCAACAAGCGUUAAAUUCGUUGGACGAAAUGAGAGCUCUGGCAAGCGGGUCGAACUGGGAGCAGGAAGAAAACCUAACAAAGGAUAUACACCGUCUAGAGGCGGAAGUCAAACAUUGGAAAAACCGGUAUGCAAAGCUCAAGACGAAACAGCGUCACCUACGAUCAUCCUCGCUUGGACUACCGGGCCAUAUUCAAGAUGCCGUGGUUUUCGCAAGAGAGCACGACUUGACACAACCCGACGGCCUGGUUAAGGAUGUGCAUAUUACGAAAUUCCAAAUGGCGAUUGACGAGCUGCUGCGCAUUGCACGGUCAGACGAUCCGACUUUGGUUCUGGACCAGAUGAAAGCCGUCGUUGUUGCAGUAAGGCUUAUUAGCCACGAUAUUGAAACUGCGCAAGGGAAAGGAGAUGACUAUGGGCAGCCUCGUAACCGUGCUAAAUCCAGGAUGUCAGCCACCGCGAAUAAUCUAAUAACCGCAGCGAAGAAUUUCACCAACUCGAACGGGCUGUCUCCUGUAUCGCUCCUUGACGCGGCGGCGUCUCAUCUAACAGCCGCCGUGGUCGAUCUGAUCCGCAAUGUCAAAAUCCGGCCCACUUCUGAGGACGAGCUGGCGGAGGAUGACGAAUUGGAUGAUCUGGCUCCCAUGCAAUCACCAGGUUAUUUCAGUACGGCGCCGAGUCAGAGUAGGCUGAGCGGGAACGAGUCCGUUUACAGCGCGAUCAGUUCUCCUUCCUCACGCGCUCGGAGCCAGACCUUUUCUCGCAUUGCGGGCAUACGAAAUGCGCACACAAGCGCCCAGAGUUUAGGCUCAGGGCUGAAACCCGGUUUCGGGACCGUACGAGGACCGGAUCGGGAGCUGGAGGGACUGCGGAUAUAUCUCGAAGACCAGACUGAAGGCCUAGUGCAGUCCAUCCAGUCCCUAGUGGCGAGCAUUCGCGCCCAAGAUGAUAUUUCAGUGGUCCAAACUCAUAUCACGUCCAUUUCCAACGUGGUGAAAAACGUGAUCUCGUGCACCGAGGAUACACUCGCCCAACCCAACGCCAACCCAGCUCUGCGGGAGCGUGCAGGGCCGGUGGUCGAAAUGCUCUCAGGUUGCUGUGAGAAGCUGAUAGAAGCGGGCCAAGAAGGUGGCGGCGUCAGCGAUCCGGGGCAGAUCCGUGAGAUCACAAGCAAGCUACCCCCAAUUGCAUUCCAGAUUGCGCGCGAGAUCAAAGAGCUCGUGCAGCGAGUGGAUCAGCUGGAGAUGGACAGCCAGGAGGAUGACGAUUUUCGAUGA